AUGAUCGCAGGGUCGGACGCGUUGUCAGGGGCAAAGAAAAAGAAUUUCGCGCGGGUCUCUCACUGCCCGAACAACAGAGGCGGGCACACGUUCCUCGACUGUCCCGCAACUUCAACUUCGGUCGGCACGAUGACCCGCUCGAGGGAGGGGGAGUUGAUGAAGGUGUCAAUGGAGAUGAGGCUGGCUGGAAAGUUGUCGCGGGUGAGGGAGUCGCAACCGUCGCCUGUCAUUGUUGUGCCGGCGGUCUACCGCGAGUGGGAGCGACGGGGCGUGCCUUCCUGGGCGUGCCCUGCAAGGGGGGCCGACUAUGCCGUGGCGCCCGUCUACCAGCGCCUCGACCCGGUAGCGCCCCGCUACGUGCCCAACUUUGCAUUCGAGGCGGGCGUCUACCUCCGCUUCGUCGUGGAUCACUACGAUCGGCUGCCCGACAUCACCGCAUUUCUGCAGGGCGACGCUCACGAGCGCAUCAACCACCUCGGCACGCGGCUGAGCUACCUCGCCGCUAUGCUCCGCAAAGAGCCAUCGGUUGGCUAUUUGCCACUCAACGAUAUGUUCGUCAAGGACCGCCCCGCGUCUCUGCUCGGCGACAAGUACAACCUCUCGGUUGCAACUUGCUGGAAGAACGUCGCUCGGUGGUUUGGCAAGCCUCAUGCCUUUGGCGAUGCCCCUCCCAAAGUGUCCAUGUACGCCAGCAACUACUUCGCGGCGCACGCGUCCGCCAACAUUCACCGCCACCCGCUGGCCACAUGGCGGUGGGUCUACGAGCGAGUGGUCCUCAACCACUCAUGCGUCGAUGGCCGGGUACCCGAUGCAGCGCUCGGAAAGCACGAGACCGCGGGUGCCUUUGAGCACCUCGCGCCGAUCAUCUGGGGUGGCGGCUUUGGUACGGACGGGACCGGGAAACGAGGCCAGUCCCGGGCGGCGCCCAAGUGCCAAGUGAGCCGGCGCCAGAUCCCCGCCUAG
Emiliania huxleyi CCMP1516 is the source of this 963-nucleotide messenger RNA. RefSeq lists its product as hypothetical. Lineage: Eukaryota; Haptophyta; Isochrysidales; Noelaerhabdaceae. The record is from RefSeq and is a predicted model, not a curated record. Bases 1 to 963 code for a protein of 320 amino acids. The transcript has 6 exons.